Molecule: messenger RNA, 186 nt
Organism: Neurospora tetrasperma FGSC 2508
Lineage: Eukaryota; Fungi; Ascomycota; Sordariomycetes; Sordariales; Sordariaceae
Exons: 1
Coding region: 1-186 (61 amino acids)
Source: RefSeq, a predicted model, not a curated record
AUGAACCCGGUUCGUAUUACUUUUAAUUCUAAUAGUAAUAUAAUUACUCCCGUACGUAUUAUAUCCAGUAGUAAUAGUACUACUACUUUUACUCGUAUAGUCUCCGGUUUUAAUAGUCGUAGUAUUACCCCUAGCAGCCUUAUAAUUAUCGAAACCCCAAACCGCCCCAUUAUGAAUAAUAAUUAG